AAGAGCAUCUUCUUAAAACCAAGACCAGGAAGUAGCAGCUUAGCACUCCAAAUAACUAUACCCAUUUUAGGUACAGCCCUGAUGUAAAUGUGUCUAGUAUGUGGAACUAAAUGCUAGACAUAUUGGACCUGUAAGAGUAUUUAUAGGAAUGUAUUGCUGCAGUGUUGGGGUUUUUUGUGCUUGUGAGUGGGAGAUGAGGUGAUACCUGGAGUUCAGUGUCUUGCUGCAGCAUACCUGUUGUACUUCUCUUUUGGGAUGACUUCAAAGAACUUUUGUCUCUUGUGCAACUUGUUAAACAGAAUUAAGACCUUUAGUGUUAGUGCUGUAAAAUAAGCUUCCAAUUCUGGCUUGGGCUAGGAAUGUCUGAACCAUCUUGCUUCUGUUAAAAGACCUGUAAACGGGUUCCUUCUUUGGAGUGAACUUAGGGGCAAAACAAUCACUGAGGGCAUGUGACAAAGCCCCUGUUCAAAAGUAAACUGACAAAUGCACUACAAAAUGUUAUGGGUUAUGUUUGCUAAUAUUAUUGUAUGACUGGGAAAAAAAAAAUCAUUUUUCUCUUUAGACUGUCCUAUCUGAAUAAUUCUCUUUGCUGCUCUGUUUAUCCUUUACCCACUACUAACUUGGUUUGAGGAGCUGAAGUGCCACUCUAGUUUUUGGAAAUACUCUACUUUCAAUAUUAAGUAGAUCUUAGGUUAAGUUGCUUUGCAGAGACAUUACCUGAAUAUUUGUUGGCCAUAUUCUGUCCCUGUGCUUGCUGUCUGUGCUUGCUGGAUUGCUUAUCUGAGAAGUGUGUGGAUUCCCUCUCUGAGCUCUGACCUGUAGUGUUGGUCUUUAGGCCUGCACCCCAGUACUUUUAAUGACCAACCAGACUCUGAAUUCUGCCAAGUCAAAUCAGAGUCUAGGUUAUGUAUUUUCUUCUUAUUUACGGGCACAUGUGUCCAGUAGAUGGCACAUUUCAGCUGUUGUCUUGAAUAUUCCUGUAAACAGCAAUGAGUGAGUGAAUAAACAGAAAAAUAUCCAAAACUCAAAAAGGCUGCAACUUAAGUGUAGAGAGCAAGGCUAUUCUACCAACUUUAGCACUUCUACCUCUGAAAUCUAUAUGGACAAAGAGGCUUAGCUACUUUUAUUGCUUGGAUUUCAAAGCAGCCACUCCCUCCCUAAAGCUGUAAGGCAGAUGUACAAAGAGGUGCAGGUGAGGAGGGGAAAAAAAAAAAGCUGUCUGCACUUGUUUAAAGAAGGCAAGAUACUUUCUUGCCUGGUCCCUGGAGCUGGAACACCAGGAGGGAAGCAAGUUGCAGAGAGGGAGCCAAGAUACACCUUCAAAGCCAAUCUCGAGUUGUAUUUUCAAGAGCUUGUGUUCAGCAGCGCUUGAAUGUAUGUACAAUCAGCGUGUUUGUUCUCUGUGCUUUUUAACUUUGUUGUGCCGUGCAGCUGUUAUGGUACUCUCACAGGAACAAGAAACAGUUUACAAAUAAACUCCUUUUGCCACGGGGGUUUUCACCUGAUCGUUGCUGAGCUUUGUUUUCUAUUUGUUUGGCAUUUUGAAUCUGGGUGACUAAUGCAGCGCUUCCCCUGCUGUUGGUGCUUUCCUGCUACUCCGGGUAAGCAGAGCAGCCGGUAAUGGAGCCGCCUGUCCGGGAGGGCCCUUUGCCCUCUCCAACCUCAGGAGCAGCCUUUUGAUCAGGGGCUGGGGAGCAGGUCGAGGGCUGUACUUACUCUCCCUGCUUAAUUCGAGGUUUGCUUUUCCUGCGGAUGCUUCCCCGGGCGGGGGGAAGCCCGCGGGGCUCCGCCGACCCUGACUUUCCCGUGGGCGACGCUGCUCCCGCGCCCCUUUCCUCCCCGCUGCCGGUGGCUGCGAGGGGACGGGCGGAGCGGAGGCUCCUCACCCGCGAGGCGGCCUCCCUUCGCGCCGCGGCCGCCGGUUCCCUCCCGCUCCCCCGGGGCCGGGCGGGAGGCGUGGAAGAGCCUCCCGCGCGUGGGGCCGGCCCGCGGAGCCGCCAUAAAGGCGCGGGACAGGACCGGGCUGGGCCGCGCCGCGCCAUGGCCAACCCGUCGCAGUGCCUGGAGGAGGGCGCCGGGCGCUGGCCGCCGCGGCCGCCCGGGCCGUACAGCGAGGCGCAGCGGCUGGCGCUGGAGGAGCUGGUGGCGGGCGGCCCCGAGGCGCUGCGGGCCUUCCUGCGGCGGGAGCAGCUGCCGCCCUUCCUCUCGGAGCCCGAGGUGCAGGCCAUCGCGCGGGGCGCCCUGCCGCCCGCCGCGGCCCCGGAGCCGGCGGGCGAGCCCUCGCCCGGCGCCUCCCUCGACGCCUCCUCGCUCACCUACUUCCCCGAGCGCUCGGACCUGGAGCCGCCGGCGCUGGAGCUGGGCUGGCCGGGCUUCGCCAGCGGCGCCUUCCGCGGGCUCACGCGGGUGGAGGCUCACUUCCAGCCCGGCUGCGGGGAGAGCAUCUACGGCUGCAAGGAGGCGGUGCGGCGGCAGAUCCGCUCCGCCCGGCAGAUGAUUGCCCUGGUUAUGGAUUCCUUCACAGAUACCGAUAUCUUCAAAGACCUCUUGGAAGCUUGUAGCCAGCGGCAAGUUAAAGCCUAUAUCCUUCUAGAUCAGUCUUCGUUUUCCCACUUUCUAAAAAUGUGCAAGGAUCUGGGAGUUGACCUUGAACGGGAAAAGUUGAUAAGAAUUCGAAAUAUCACUGGGAAGACAUACUACACGAGGUCGGGUGCCAAAAUUGUUGGAAAAGUCCGUGAAAAGUUCAUGUUAAUUGAUGGCAUUAGAGUGACAACAGGCUCCUACAGUUUUACGUGGACAGAUGGGAAGCUGAACAGCAGCAACAUUUUGAUCCUGUCAGGCCCCGCAGUUGCACACUUUGAUCUGGAAUUUCGGAUUCUUUAUGCACGGUCAAAGCCUAUCAACCUCAAAGAGUUACCCAGCUGCAAGAAGAAUAAAGUGUUGGACCAGCUGGUCAGGAUAACAGUGGCUUCCAGAGACUUGACCAGGGAAAACUUCCUGAGAAUGGAGUUUUUGUAUCUUAGAGCUUUUGUAGGAAAUCUAAAAUGGAAGCGAAGCUGGCUGCAUGCUGCAAGGGAGGCAGUCUAUGUGUCAAAUAAUGCAAUGCAUGCCUCUCCUCCACUGACUAAGAGGAAUGGCUCUCUAGUUAUGAGGCCACACUGGAUCAUAGAGAGAUGAAUUGCACAUUGACUCAGGGCAGGAAGCAGAACCUCAGGAACCACGUCCAGCUGUCCAUGUCCAGUACUGUCUUACAGUAUGUUUGUGAGAGCAGCUGGGAAACAAACCUCAAACUGAGAGAAAGUGAUACUGGAAUUGUGGGUUUUUUUGAAGACCACUGUAAUGCAGAUCAACAGAUACAAUUAUGGUAUUGUCAGGCUCAGAUUUGUUUAAAAAAACCCAAACACUUUAACACCUGGAAAGUCAUUAUUGACUUCUAGUAUUCUGUCAGAUUUUCAUUUUUCAACCUAUUCUUACAUGUUUUAAGAUGAUGGGUUAGCAAUGUCUUAGCUCAGUUGCUCAAACCUUUUUUUCUUAAGGAAGCUAGGUAUAGAAAAGAAUAUUGCUUAAAAGUCUUCCAAAGAUGAAUAGCAGGACCGCUGUAUGGCUCUGAAAUCAAUCUAAGCUUAGUCUUGUGUUGCACGAACUCUCCACGAACUGUUUCAUGACACAGAACUGAAGGGCAGUAACCUUAAUCUAGGAACUAGUAGAUCAGUACCAUGCUACUAGUCCUCAAAUGUCACAUUUUCUUUACACAAAGCUGUGCUGCUAAGCAGAACGAGCUAACAUGUCAGGUGAACAAGGCUUUUGCAGUGACUGAAUUUCAAAUGACCCUUUCUUAAUUAUAAGAAUACUUGGAUUGUUGGACAUCAUGCAAUAAAUGUGUGCAAGGAACAGUAUUCCUAAGAGCCUACUAUGUUCGUAGCAGAGCCAAAUAAGACCGUUUUCUUGGCAUUACUGUAUAUACUUUUUGGUUUCUCUAUGGUUGUUACUGCUGCCUGAUCUUAUGGGAAAAAAGUUGAGUAGAUCUGAAAUCUGUGAAGCUGCUGCUAUUUCUCAAAAGCCUUACUUCCACCAGACAUGCAAUAACAUGAAAAUCAAAAAUAGAACCAUUUAUUUUUAAGGUUUCCUGCAAGCUAGAUUUAAAAAAUAUAUCCAUUCAUUUCUGGAGACAAACAGAAAAAAAAACCCCUAAAUGAAUAAACUAUCCCCCCAAACAGUUGUACAUUGAGGCACUGAAAUUCCAGCAGCCUGCCAGUACAGAAACUCUUGUUAGUCCAGCCAUGGCAGCUGUGGCAAAAGCAAAGGGACACCAUUUCUCAAGUUGUUCUUGAGGCUCUUGCUACUGCAAAAAACUUGGGUAUAUGCUUGUGUAAAUGUCUUGUGGGUUCUGGGCUUCGAAGGGGAAGGUUAAAACUUAGCUGGGGAAUUUCAUAUGGGUCUAUGCUCCACAUCAGCAGGAUAACAUUAAAUUGGACAUGUGCAGCUUACAAAAAUGGUCUUUAUGGACAAUGCAGUAACAUAGUGAUUAGGACACAACUAACCUGCGCCCUUUUUCUUCUGCACUUACAUUCAUGGAAAUGUAAUAGUUCUGACUUUCCUAAUCUGUGAAUAUUCAAUAGUUUAUAUAGUCUUAGCUUUCAUCCAGAAGUAUGUAUUUUUAUUCUUAAGUGUAUUUUCCAUAAAUACAAAAACCAUACAGUGUUGUAGUCCAUGGAAAAUAUUGUUUGCGCAAUCUUAUUUUCACAAUAAUAUCUGUAUAUGUUUUCUCAAAUAAAAGUUUUUAACUUUGUUAUUCAUCUCAUUACUUUAUUAGGCAACUCUUUCCAUGUGCCAUUAGUAGGGCUUUUUCUCAACACUUGCUAAUAUACCGAUGAUGCAAAAUACUGUGAUAAGAGUUAUGUUUAUUUUUGAUAGAGUGCACUUAAUCUGAAAAGUACAUUGAAAUAAAUAGCUAGGGUUUUAAGAAUGUCUUUAA
Harpia harpyja (harpy eagle) is the source of this 4975-nucleotide messenger RNA. RefSeq names its product protein FAM83D-B-like. Gene Ontology annotation, cellular component: cytosol; mitotic spindle pole. The transcript is spliced from 4 exons. Gene Ontology annotation, biological process: regulation of ERK1 and ERK2 cascade; protein localization to mitotic spindle; regulation of TOR signaling. The record is from RefSeq and is a predicted model, not a curated record. Bases 1753 to 3177 code for a protein of 474 amino acids. Lineage: Eukaryota; Metazoa; Chordata; Aves; Accipitriformes; Accipitridae.